CCCGCUGGAGCAACAGGAACUACCUCUUCCUCUCCCUCUUCCUCUCCCUCCUCCUCUUCCUCCUCCAGGGGUCACAGCAGCCCUGAGCCCGGCUCUAAAAGCAGCCUACAUCACACAGCCUCUCCCUCCUGCUCUCCCUCCUCCUCCUCCUCCUCCUCCUCCCUCUCUCAGUCGCUCUCUCGGAUUCAUUCUGCGCUGUUUGGAGCUGAUAGAAACCACACAGGAGGAAGGUUCCUCUCAGCCAUGCAGAAGGUGGAGGGACAGGUAAACCCGAUCAACCUGCCUUCUUCCAGGGGCCCGAGCACUCCGGGGUCUCCCGCCACCAGCAUCACGGCCAGAGUGAACGACCAGGUGGUGGGUUACAGAGACCUGGCCGCUAUUCCCAGAGAUAAAGCCAUCCUGCAGGUGGAGAGACCCGACCUGAUGACCUACCAACCACACCUGACCUUCUCCCCGCUCGACCAGCCGCGCAGAGAGAGAUCUAUGUCUCCUCCCUCGACGUCUCCUCCCAGGUCUCCUGAGGUGAAGAUAGCGAGCAGAACAGAAAGUGAGAGUGGUUCUCCUGGAGGAUCCACGCUGCAGCUGCAGGCUGUUCGUAAGAUCAGUGCGAGCCAGCAGCACUUCCACAGACCAGAUAAUGGAACCAACAUCUACAGGAAACCUCCGAUCUACAAACAUGAUGUUAAUAAACAUGUGGAAGGCGUCAUUCAGUCAGCAAAGUUUCCAGCAGCUCAGCCUCCAGAUCCCAACCAGCCGUCCAAGAUCGAGACCGAGUACUGGCCCUGCCCACCCUCACUGGCUGCCAUGGAGAUCGAGUGGAAGAAGAAGAAGCUGCAGGAGGAAGAUGAGUUUGAAGACCUGACAGAGGAGGCCAAUACGCUGCAGGAGCAAGAGCUGGAAAAGAUCAAGUCCAACCUGGGUCGUCUCAUCCUGAAGGAAGAAAAGGAAAAGGCUGUUCACUUUCGGAGGAAGACGCAAUCGUUGCCCGACAGAACUCAUAUGCACACCAGUUUAUCAGCAAGUGCAUCGAAGUCUCCUUCACACUCAGGCGUAGGCUUGACCAGAAUGCAGUCUGCAGAGUUUUCCACAGACGGAGAUAAAGGACGGUCAGCUGCUCAGAACGGAGAGGCUCGGAGGGAGAGGAUGGACAGAGGAAACUCUCUGCCGAGUAUCCUGGAGCAGAAGGUGAGAGCUGCUCCAGCUGCACAUCAGCUCAGUUCAUCAAGAUUCACGCACAAUAGAGUUUAGGUCCAGGAUGUGGUUAGCCUAGCUUAGCACAAAGACUGGAAGCAGGGGGAAAGUGCUAGCCUAGCUCCAUAAAAAGAGAAAUUAUGUAUGUGCCUUACAACCAGACAUAAAAUGUAAUUUACACGUUGUAUUAAAGACGUAUAGAGAUACAAACAUACUGAAAUAAAGAGAAAUACAGAGAGAAAUUUAGAGUAAAAGAUUUAACUAAACAUAAUAAAGUUAUAGUUGGUAAAGAUAGAGGGAGGUAUAGGGAGAGAAAUAGAAAUAAAUAUAUAUACAGAGCGAGGUCCUGGACGAGCCCCCAUUUGUCACAAAUUCCACACAAUAAUUAUUAUUAUUAAACCAAGGUCCACACAAAUCAGAAGACACGACAGUGAAACAGGCUGGAUUCAGCUGUAGGAGGGACUGAGUGAACACAGGGACCAGGUUUUACACCUACAGGGACCAGGUUUUAUACCUACAGGGACCAGGUUUAUACCUACAGGGACCAGGUUUUACACCUACAGGGACCAGGUUUUAUACCUACAGGGUUUUAUAUCUACAGGGACCAGGUUUUAUACCUACAGGGACCAGGUUUUACACCUACAGGGACCAGGUUUUAUAUCUACAGGGACCAGGUUUUACACCUACAGGGACCAGGUUUUAUAUCUACAGGGACCAGGUUUUACACCUACAGGGACCAGGUUUUUCACCUACAGGGACCAGGUUUUACAUCUACAGGGACCAGGUUUUAUAUCUACAGGGACCAGGUUUUACACCUACAGGGUUUUACACCUACAGGGACCAGGUUUUUCACCUACGGGGACCAGGUUUUAUACCUACAGGGACCAGGUUUUAUAUCUACAGGGACCAGGUUUUAUACCUACAGGGUUUUACACCUAAAGGGACCAGGUUUUACACCUACAGGGACCAGAUUUUAUAUCUACAGGGACCAGGUUUUAUACCUACAGGGUUUUACACCUACAGGGACCAGGUUUUACACCUACAGGGUUUUAUAUCUACAGGGUUUUACACCUAAAGGGACCAGGUUUUACACCUACAGGGACCAGAUUUUAUAUCUACAGGGACCAGGUUUUAUACCUACAGGGUUUUAUAUCUACAGGGACCAGGUGACCUUCACGUGGGCUUUACUACAGUUAUAUAGACAUAUAUGUGUUUAUGUAUUUAUAUAUAUGGAGACAGUCUGAGCUUAACAUAUAAAACAGAGAUAGAAAUAUAGAAAGAUGUAGAGCUAUAGACAGACAGAUAUAUAGAGAUAAAGAGAUACAAAAAUAUAGAAAUAGAAGAUAUAGAAAAGAUCAUAUAGAUAUAGAGAUAUACAAAGAUAAAUAUAGAGUGAGUGAAACACAUAUAAAGAAAUAUAUAUAUAAAUAUAUAUAUAAAUAUAUAAAGAGAAACAGAUGAAUAAAUAAUGAAUAUAUUUAUUGAUAUAUAUAAAUGUCCACACACACAAGCCCUUUUUGUGGUUUACAGACUAUUUAUUGAUCAACUGAAUCAGACAUAAAAUGUUUGAACCAGAUAACAUUAUUUGUAUAUGAAGGUAUAAACCUGUGAAAACGUUUAAUCUCCAUCAGCUGGAGACAUUAUGUAAUAGGUUAUUGAUCUGUAUGAGGUUGAUAUAUUGUGCUGUUGGAUUUAUAUCUGCGACUGAUUGAUUUAUUGAUUAAUGUGUCUGAUUUCAUUCAUUCUUUUAUACAGUUUGUGUUGUUGGAUUGAAGCGUAUUAAAAAGUGUUUGUUAUCAUUGUUUUAAACAGAAUACAAAUAUUAGACAGAAAAUGGAAAUAUGAAAGAAAAUUCUUAAUAUAUUCAAAUAAUACUUGUAAUUUUACCUGUUGAGUUUAUUCAUAUAUUAUAUUAUAUUAUAUAUUAUCUCUGUCUGCUGUUCAGAUCUAUCCCUAUGAAGCACUGAUUGUGACCCACAGAGGGCGCUGUAAGCUGCCACCAGGAGUCGACCGCACUCGACUGGAGAGGCACCUGUCCCCGGAGGAGUUCCAGCAGCUGUUCGGGAUGCCGAUCGGAGAGUUUGAUCGACUCUCUUUGUGGAAACGAAAUGAACUGAAGAAGAAAGUCUCACUUUUCUAACAGGAAGUGACCUCAUUCCCCCUCGAAAUACUUGAUGAACCAAUCAGAGGAGAGAACAAAUAUCAACAAACCUCCAUCUUACUAACCAAUCACGUCCCUGGAUGUGUCAGCCCCCCCCUUUAUACUAACUGAUGCACUGACACUUAUAACCACCACUGCUUGCAAAUCAUCCUCAUCAUGUGUCCACUCACCAUCACCACCAUCAUCAUCAUCAUCAUCACCAUCACCAUCAUCAUCACCAUCAUCAUCAUCAUCAUCACCAUCACCAUCCUCAUCGCCAUGGUUACGUUCUGUUCCACUGAGCCCCACAGGGCUGAAUCAGGAAGUGAGAUUAGCCUGUUAGCAGCUGUCGAACUCUUCUGGUAUCAUGAAGCUGGUUAACUGUGGUAGGUCACCGUGGUAACGGGGGUGGGUCACCGUGGUAACGGGGGUGGGUCACCGUGGUAACCCUACGAUGCAGGGCUAACGAUCAGCAGUCAACUACUGACCAAUCAGAUGAUUGAUGAGGUCAAUAUUGUUAAUAUGUUAAUAGAUCAAUGAUCUUAUCAGACUGAUGAAAGGUGAUUGUUAUUGUUAUUAUUGCUGCGUAUUGAUCCCGUUCAGUUGAUAAGCUAACUUUUGUAGCCGUGCUAGCAGCCAUGCUAACAGCUGUGUGAGGCUGCUUUGAGCUAAAUGCUAACAUGCUAAUGUUUGUUGUAAUAAUGUUACCUUCUUAGUUUAGCAUCUUAGCAUGCUAACGAUUGCUAAUUAACACUAAAGUACAACUGAGGUUGAUCAGAUAUUUGAUAUAUUUAAUAAUAAUUAAAUUACUCACAUGACCCCGGUGUGGGCGGGGCCUUAAACCAAAAUGGGCGGGGCUAACUGGAAGUUAUUUAUUAGUUAAAUUAUUAAUUUAUUAAUUGAUAAUUGUUGAUGAAAAGUUGCUGUUUAUUAAAAAACUAUUUACAGAACAGCCUCAGAAAUAACCAUCUUCAAAAUGUGGUUGUCCUUUCAGCAUAGAUUAGCUUAGCAUAUAGCAUACUGACCGAGGCUCGCUCAGCUGUGAUUGGAGCAAAGAGCAAAAAGGGGGCGGGGCUUAUGAAGGGUUAACUGACCUUCAGAAUAAUGUUUUUAAUGAUGAAAAGUCACAUUUUUCCACGAUCCAUCCGAUCGAUAUUUCAGUCUGGAACAAGAUGGAGGACCGACUUCAGCCAACAAACAUACAAACAUACAAACAUAUAAACAUACAAACAUAUAAACAUAUAAACAUAUAAACAUACAAACAUACAAACAUAUAAACAUAUAAACAUACAAACAUAUAAACAUAUAAACAUACAACGAACUGAAUCACAUGAUCAGCAGUCGUUUCAGCUGCUCACAGACUUCCUGAUUCGGUCCUCUGAGGUGUUUCUGCUUUAAACUUGAAUGACAGCUGAUUAAUGUGAGGUAUUAAACAUGUAACAGAUUGUAAUUUAUAUUUAUGAUGGGACGAUUUUUAUUUGUGAUUUUUUUUAUUCCACAGGUUUGUUUGCUACUGUUUUAUUUUGAAAAUCUGAUUUUUUUUUUGCUGUACAGUUGUUUUUUUUUAUGAGCACCAACUGAUGACUUUAACAUUUCACCCACAUACCGACAUCUUAAAGGAGCAGUUCGUACUAAUCAACAUGGUAGCGUCUGUAUUGGAUCGCCGUCUUCACGCUCAGUGUCCGUUCUUCAUGCUUUCUUCUGGUCAACGCCUCCAACGCCUCCAACGCCAUCCUCCUCUUUGUUUCUGUCUACGUUGUAAAGGAGUCAAAUAAAUCAGAGAGAAAAACAGAA
Messenger RNA from Dicentrarchus labrax (European seabass), 5125 nucleotides. RefSeq names its product dematin actin binding protein (gene dmtn). Gene Ontology annotation, cellular component: actin cytoskeleton; plasma membrane. The coding region runs from base 244 to 1248 and encodes 334 amino acids. The transcript is spliced from 15 exons. NCBI's taxonomy places the organism in Eukaryota, Metazoa, Chordata, Actinopteri, Moronidae. Gene Ontology annotation, molecular function: actin filament binding. The record is from RefSeq and is a predicted model, not a curated record. Gene Ontology annotation, biological process: actin filament bundle assembly; lamellipodium assembly.